Molecule: messenger RNA, 1914 nt
Organism: Sinocyclocheilus grahami
Lineage: Eukaryota; Metazoa; Chordata; Actinopteri; Cypriniformes; Cyprinidae
Product: SERTA domain-containing protein 2
Exons: 2
Coding region: 268-1383 (371 amino acids)
Cellular component (GO): nucleus
Molecular function (GO): transcription regulator activity
Source: RefSeq, a predicted model, not a curated record
ACUGCGGCUACGAGGAGAGUCACUGAAGGCAACCUGCCUACUACUUUUGGGGACACUUUGAAGUGUGACUCUCAUAUGUGCAACUGUUUACUCUUUUCUCAGGCUGAUGAGGCACGGGGCGCUCAAUAAGUGCCAUGUGAAUUCAUGUUGACUAGCAAGGCAAGGCAUGCAGAAUGCACUGAUACUAUGUAAACGCAUUCGAGAAUAAAUCCGCUGAGAUUUACACUCAUUUAACGGGAUCGUACAAGUCCUUCAGAGGGCAGAUAUAUGUUGGGUAAAGGGGCAAAGCGGAAACUAGAUGAGGAUGAAGAGGGGCUGGAAGGCAAAGCGUUGGCGGCAGGGGCCGGAGCGAUGGCCAACGGGCUCUCGAAGGUCUCCUACACCCUGCAGAGGCAGACCAUCUUCAACAUGUCUUUGAUGAAGCUGUACAACCACCGGGCCCUCACCGAGCCCAGCUUGGAAAAGCGCGUGCUCAUCAACAACAUGUUGAGGCGCAUCCAGGACGAACUGAAGCAGGAGGGCAACCUGCGGCCGCUCUUCUUCCCCCCUUCACCUCCUCCCGACGACCCCAUGGAUGAAGGUUUCCGCGAGGCGCAGCCUGCUUUCAGCGUGUUGUCCAUGGUUGCUCCACCGCUGUCCCAGUCACCGGCUCUCUCCUCUCCGGUCCUGACAUCGCCUUCGCUAGUGCUGUCAAACCCAGCGCCUUUGGAGGCCUGCCUCACCCCAGCUUCGCUUUUAGAGGAGGACAGUGUCACGCUUUGCACAUCACCCUCUCCGCUGGCUCCUCCUCUUCCGCCAACACUUCCCAGACUCCCUUCAGCUGUAGCCAGAGACAGCUUCUCUUCUGCCCUGGAUGAGAUUGAGGAGCUCUGUCCUUCACCCUUACCUACAACUACAUCAGCGCCUGGUGCUACCUCCCUCUCGUCCCUUACAGUGUCCCUCCAACUGCCGUUGUGUCCCCCCAGCUUAAACUCAGGGGCCUUGGACUCCAAAGACUGCAGUAAGCCCUGCAGCCCAAAGCUUGAAGGGCUGGUCCCGCUGCCUGAGGAACACUCUGCGGUCCCUAACGCGCCAGAGACUCUUCCUCCUAACAGCCUGGAUAUGAGCACCUCACCCUCCGCCUCGUCCUCGGGCUUUCUGACAGACCUGGCCCUGGACGACAUCCUCUUUGCAGACAUUGACACUUCCAUGUACGACUUCGACCCUUGCACCUCGUCCUCGGGCACGGCCCCCUCGAAACUGGCUCCUAUGGUGACUGCUGACGAGCUCCUCAAGACUCUUUCACCCUACAGCGGUGGCGCUCCUGCUGUCAGCUCGAACCAGCCUUUCAAAAUGGACCUCACCGAACUGGACCAUAUUAUGGAGGUGCUUGUGGGAUCAUGACCGGGUUUGGAAGGGAACUAAGGAAGAAAUGCAAAAUCAGUCAAAGAGUUUUUAAAUAUGAACUGAGAACGAAAACUGAAUAAUCACUUUGUGAGUGUUUGGGGGCUUUUUGUACAGUUUUUUGUUUGUUUUGUUUUUAAAAACAAAUGAAAUUGUCCAUUUUAAUGGUGAUGUUACCCAGUACUACUUCUUAACACUGUGCAUGCACUGUGCUUGCCUUUCCCAAAAAUGAACAUGAAGAAAUCUUACAGAACACACUUUGGCUUCUGGCUGAUCUGAGUGCCUUCAUCAUUUAUGACCACUUGCUAAAUUCCUGUUUGUUUGUCUUGUCUCAUUUUCCUCCUCAUCAUUUCUAAUUGAACCAGAUGGAUUAUUAGAGGAGUAGCGUCUCUCCCCUUCUCAGCAUACAGGUGCAAGAAUUUGCAACAGCAGCCUAUUUUCAUAUUUUUCUUUCAAUUUCACGAAGCACAAUGAGAGCAACUUGGAACGUUUUUUUUCUAUUCAAAGCUGUUUUAUUGCUUUUUAGUAAUA